AUGGAAUCUACAGCUGGUUUAUUGGUUUCCCGCUCUCUGGCUACAACAUCGUAUGGCGUCUUUUACAUGACUUCACUGGUCAGUGUUGUGUUUUGGGCCAUGCUGUGUUUGCAAACGUUUUGGUACUUUGGAAGCUACGAAAGUGACAGGAAAUCGCUCAAAUUUCUGGUGGUAUUUUUAUGGUCGAUCAGCACGGCGCAAACAUAUGUUAUCGUGUAUGGAGCAUGGGUCUACAUGAUCGAUAAUUUCGGCAACUAUAGGUUUCUGCAGCACAUGGUGUCUCCAUACGUUACGCAGUUUAUUUUUGCGGCUAUAGCCACGGUAACAGUCCAGGCGUUCUUUGUCGUCAGAAUAUGUCGGCUCAGCGGAAAUAAACUAUGGAUGGUCGUCGUUGUGUGGGCUCCAUUGGCGAUUUUUCAGAUUGUUUGCGCCUUCAUCAUCGUUAUCAAAACUUGCCUAUCCGGAAAAGGGUCAUAUGCGUGGGCGCCUCUGCCAAAAGAUCUUGGAAUAGCCUACCUUGCAGUUUCCCUAUUCAUAGACAUAGCUAUUGCGGUGUUUCUGCUUGAGCUAUUGCGUCGGCAUCAAAAACAAACCAGAGUUCGAAGCACGUUGAAAAUUAUUCAGCGACUUAUGCUCCUGGCUGUCUUAAACAUGCUCUGGACAACGGCCUUUGCUAUCUGUGAUUUGAUCACGUUCGUAGCUCUCCACAAACGGAUCAUCUACAUCCUUUUUGACAUGCCCAUCUGCUCUCUGUAUUGCAACACCCUCCUUGCAAACCUUAACACGAGGGCGUCCCUUGGAGAGCGCCAAUCGGCGGUGGAGGAGAUGGACUUAACGACGUUGGAUGCAGUUGAACAUCAGCCCGUAGCCUUGAAGCUGAAGAAUGGUCAUAAGGUCUCUACGCAAAGUGGCUCGCGUAUGAGCUCGGAACUGGCAGCAUGA
Suillus clintonianus is the source of this 942-nucleotide messenger RNA. RefSeq lists its product as uncharacterized. The transcript has 16 exons. The coding region runs from base 1 to 942 and encodes 313 amino acids. The record is from RefSeq and is a predicted model, not a curated record. Lineage: Eukaryota; Fungi; Basidiomycota; Agaricomycetes; Boletales; Suillaceae.